GAGAAAUGAUUUGAUUUGAUCUUGUUUUUUUCUCCAUUGAUUUAGUUGUGAUCAACAUUUGAUCAUUGAUUUGCUUUGUCAUGAUGAGAGGCGAAAGAGAAUCAAGAUUUAAUUGUGAUUAUCAUCUAAUUGCUGAUCUAGAUUUUGAAAUUUUUUGCUCACUCUUAAUCACGAUUAAUAUGUAUUAUCAGCAACAUUUACCUUUCAGACAAUUAACUUGACCAUUGAUUAUCUUUUCACUAUGUUUAUCUCAAUACUUUUAAUUGUUUCUAUGUUUCUACCAGGAAUUCAUUCAAUUAGAUGUUAUCAAUGUGAAUAUCGUCGAUGUCCAACAUUAUCCAAUUGUCGGGAAGUUCGUGAUAUUUGUACAAUCAACAACUUCCAACGUUGGGAUGUCCGACAAAUUGAAUGUCCAGGUCCUUGUGAGACACAUUUAGUUACUGAUCCAAAUGGUAAAGUGAUUAAAUGGCAUCGAGGUUGUUCAACUCAACCAAUGCCGACCAGAGGUUCGUCCGUUAACAUUUGUGAGACCAUUUAUCGAGUCGGAAUUAAGGAAGACAUUUGUACCUGUUCUGGUGAUUUAUGUAAUUCAUCAACUAAUUUACAACUACAAUUAACUGUCAUCUCAUUAAUUACCAUCAGCCGAUUUCUACUAUUGACAUAAUUAACUUAUUCUCAACUGAACCAUAAUUGACUUCGAUCUUUUUUUACUACAUGACUAUAAACUCCAUCGGAGUGAUUGUUGUAUUCCAAAUUGUUUGUAAUUCUUUUGACAAUUAAUAAAUUUUCCUUGUGUUUGA
This is a messenger RNA of Panonychus citri (citrus red mite), 800 nucleotides long. RefSeq lists its product as uncharacterized. Bases 242 to 664 code for a protein of 140 amino acids. The record is from RefSeq and is a predicted model, not a curated record. Lineage: Eukaryota; Metazoa; Arthropoda; Arachnida; Trombidiformes; Tetranychidae. The transcript has 3 exons.